This is a messenger RNA of Paramecium octaurelia, 741 nucleotides long. The record is from the annotation of a GenBank genome assembly. Lineage: Eukaryota; Ciliophora; Oligohymenophorea; Peniculida; Parameciidae.
AUAAGAUUUAAAAUGGCCAAUUCUCAAGAGAAGAUGUAAUAGGAUUAUAUCUGGAUCAGAGAUCAAUCAACAGGGGAUGCUGAUGUGAAGAUGCGAACCUUCGGAUAACAUUAUCUCUAUUAUCAUGCUCCAAACAAAAGAGAGCGAUUGGAAAUGAUUUGGAGAUCCAUGGGAAAGGCAUACGAUUGGGAAAUGGAGAAAUUCAGAGUACUACCCUCAUUAACAAUUAGAUGCAAAAAAAAUUCAUUGACAGAGGCAAUAAAAGGAGAUUCUUCAAAAACUUUUUCAGAUUCAUCAAGAACCCUUUCGGUUACAUCUAUUGGAAGACCUACAAAAUCAGACAACCCAAGGGCAGAAUCAUCACAACAAUGCUCGGUCUAGGAGUAAUUGGAACAUUGUACAAAUACAAAUUGGAAUCAAGUACCAAUUCACUCUAUCCCACUUAGAUCAGAUCCAAAAAAGAGAAUAUUAUUUAUUGACUGCAGGCAAGAACUCAGAAGGAAGUGGACUCAUCAACACUGGCUACAACAAUGACAAGUUUAUAAUUUAUUGCAUGCUUUUAGAUUGGCUCGUCAAGGAAUGCCCCUCACUCAGAUGUUCUACUCCUAUUUAUUGGCCAAAGAUAUCGUCGUCUCAAGAUCACGAGAUCAAAACUACAGAAAAUACUUUGAAAUCAGAAAAAAGUAUUAGAUCAAAGAAUGAGACCACAAUAUACACAUAUAUAAAUAUAUAUAAUAAAAU